This is a messenger RNA of Drosophila biarmipes, 609 nucleotides long. RefSeq lists its product as uncharacterized. The record is from RefSeq and is a predicted model, not a curated record. NCBI's taxonomy places the organism in Eukaryota, Metazoa, Arthropoda, Insecta, Diptera, Drosophilidae. The transcript has a single exon. The coding region runs from base 48 to 302 and encodes 84 amino acids.
GAUACAAGACGUUCGCAAGUAUUCAGCUGCAUCAACUGAACUGAAUUAUGAAGCUGCACUUGCCGAUACUGUUUGGACUCCUGGGACUGACCAUGGUUCAUUGCCAAAUUCUCCUCCCGGGGCUUCGACAUCGUCAGAUUCCCGUGCUUGAUAGAGGCCAAAUUAGAGUGGUGCAGUAUCUGGACGCCGCCUCCACAGUUACACCCGAGGUGGUGAGGGAUCAAUUCAGUAGACGAUUUACUACGCUGGCCAAACCUCUAAUAAAUGGAGCUGCCCCCCAAACCAGUCUCCCAAACUUGUAAUCAACAGUCUAUCACUGAAAGUCAUCUUGUUAUAGCUUUAAUAAAAAAUAAAGCUUUUAAGAUUCAUGCGUACCUUUAAACCCGCUUUCACAAAUAGGUUUCAUUUAUUCUACACUGAGGAAUAAAACAUGGUCAGCUUAAAAAUAUUUCUUAGCCUAAGAACGAAAAAAAAAAAUAAAAUAGGUGUUCUUAACUUUAAAUAAAUGUCGAUAUGCAACGUGGCCUAGCGCUAUUUAAACAUAUUUUUAGUCAGGUAAAAUGUUCUUAAAUUACAACAAAAACAAUAUUUAUAUAUUAAGAAAGUGUA